Molecule: messenger RNA, 1206 nt
Organism: Gastrolobium bilobum
Lineage: Eukaryota; Viridiplantae; Streptophyta; Magnoliopsida; Fabales; Fabaceae
Exons: 4
Coding region: 1-1206 (401 amino acids)
Source: RefSeq, a predicted model, not a curated record
AUGACACCAGCUUCAAGGAUAGUUGUCAAUGGUGCAGUUGGAGGUUAUAUCAGGCAAAAGACACCCACACAAAUUCUAGAAUUGAUCGAGCCUAUGGCAAGGAUGGAGAAUGAGUGUAUAGCAGCUCAGCCAAAGAGAGGAGUCCUCCAAUUAGAAAAUAAUGAUGCCAACAAAUUUGAAAAGCUUCAGUCAUCUACAGCUCAAGUUAAAUCAGUAUCAUGUGAAUACUGUCAAGGAGGGCAUGAGACUAAUGAGUGUAAUGUACUCACAGGAGAAGAUCCAAUUCAAGUUAAUGGGAUCUGGUAUGAUGAGAGAACUCAGCAGAAUCCUCCAAGAAAUCAGAACAAUGCUGUGGGGAAUACCUUUAACCCCAGGUGGAAGAAUCAAAGAGGUCUCGAUUACAAAUCAAAUCAUUAUUUAUGGCCUCCACCAAUUCCACAAAGUCAGCCAUCUGAGUUAGAAAGAGCUUUGCUGCAGUUGACAAACACCACCGAUGAAUUCAUGCAAGAGACCAAAUCCACUUUCAGGAAUCAAGAAGCAUCUAUAAGGAAUCUGGAAAUUCAAAUUGGGCAGUUGUCAAGACAAGUACCUGAGAGAAGUCAAGGAACAUUCCCCAGUGAUACCAUAAUCAACCCAAAGGAGCACUGCAAUGUCAUCACUACUAAAAACGAGGAUCUAAAAAAAGAGGAAGUUGAAGUUUCUAUAAGCAAGGAUGAACAAGCUCAAAAGGAUAAAGAAAAAGCAAAGCAGCAACCUCCUGCAAUUCAAAAGAAUCAAUGGGAUUUCUCACAAACUUUGGAGCAAUUGCCUUCAUAUGCCAAGUUCCUGAAGGAGACAUUAUCUAAGAAGCGAAAGCUCACAGAGGAUGAACCAGUUACACUAACAAAGGAGUGCAGUGCAAUCUUACAGAAAAACUUGCCUCCAAAGUUGAAGGAUCCAGGAACCUUCAGUAUUCUAUGCACCAUUGGCAAGACGACUAUAGAGAAAGUCUUAUGCGAUCUUGGUGCUAGCAUCAAUGUGAUGCCACUAACCUUGAAGGAGAAGCUAGGAAUUAAUGAAGUGAAGCCAACCAGGAUGAAUGUUCAAUUGGCCGACUGCUCAACAAAGCAAGCACAUGGCAUUGUGAAAAAUGUGCUUGUCAAGUAUGCCUAUGAUCUUCGGGAGGCCAUUCUUAGCAACCUCAGGAGCGUUAACCGAUGUACCUAA